Molecule: messenger RNA, 1173 nt
Organism: Necator americanus (New World hookworm)
Lineage: Eukaryota; Metazoa; Nematoda; Chromadorea; Rhabditida; Ancylostomatidae
Exons: 1
Coding region: 1-1173 (390 amino acids)
Source: RefSeq, a predicted model, not a curated record
AUGCAUAGUAUAUACUGUAUAAUAUACACAUUACUAUACAUUAUUAUUAUUAUUAUUAUUAUAAUUAUUAUCAUUAUUAUUAUUAUUAUUAUUAUUAUUAUUAUUAUUAUUAUUAUUAUUAUUAUUAUUAUUAUCAUUAUUAUUAUUAUUAUUAUUAUUAUUAUUAUUAUUAUUAUUAUUAUUAUUAUUAUUAUUAUUAUUAUUAUUAUUAUUAUUAUUAUUAUUAUUAUUAUUAUUAUUAUUAUUAUUAUUAUUAUUAUUAUUAUUAUUAUUAUUAUUAUUAUUAUUAUUAUCAUUAUUAUUAUUAUUAUUAUUAUUAUUAUUAUUAUUAUUAUUAUUAUUAUUAUUAUUAUUAUUAUUAUUAUUAUUAUUAUUAUUAUUAUUAUUAUUAUUAUUAUUAUUAUUAUUAUUAUUAUUAUUAUUAUUAUUAUUAUUAUUAUUAUUAUUAUUAUUAUUAUUAUUAUUAUUAUUAUUAUUAUUAUUAUUAUUAUUAUUAUUAUUAUUAUUAUUAUUAUUAUUAUUAUUAUUAUUAUUAUUAUUAUUAUUAUUAUUAUUAUUAUUAUUAUUAUUAUUAUUAUUAUUAUUAUUAUUAUUAUUAUUAUUAUUAUUAUUAUUAUUAUUAUUAUUAUUAUUAUUAUUAUUAUUAUUAUUAUUAUUAUUAUUAUUAUUAUUAUUAUUAUUAUUAUUAUUAUUAUUAUUAUUAUUAUUAUUAUUAUUAUUAUUAUUAUUAUUAUUAUUAUUAUUAUUAUUAUUAUUAUUAUUAUUAUUAUUAUUAUUAUUAUUAUUAUUAUUAUUAUUAUUAUUAUAUUAUUUAUUUAUUAUUAUUAUUAUUAUUUUAUUAUUAUUAUUAUAUUAUUAUUAUUAUUAUUAUUAUUAUUAUUAUUAUUAUUAUUAUUAUUAUUAUUAUUAUUAUUAUUAUUAUUAUUAUUAUUAUUAUUAUUAUUAUUAUUAUUAUUAUUAUUAUUAUUAUUAUUAUUAUUAUUAUUAUUAUUAUUAUUAUUAUUAUUAUUAUUAUUAUUAUUAUUAUUAUUAUUAUUAUUAUUAUUAUUAUUAUUAUUAUUAUUAUUAUUAUUAUUAUUAUUAUUAUUAUUAUUAUUAUUAUUAUUAUUAUUAUUAUUAUUAUUAUUAUUAUUAUUAUUAUUAUUAUUAUUAUUAUUAUUAUUAUUAUUAUAA